GUCACGCGCCUUGGACUUUAAAUAGAGGCUGCAGGGAGCGCAUGUAGAAUACUGUAUAACGGUCUGUGAGAGCAGUCGACUACUGGCUUCAACGACUUCUGCUCACGUUUAGAUUUUUUUUUCUCUGCUAAGUUUCCAAACAAGUUCUCAGACUUUUUUAAUUCAUUGAUCUCUUGCCGCUCUGCUGUUAUCUGGAUAACAUGGCCAGCUCGGGACUUCAGCUCCUCGGUUACUUCCUUGCAAUGAUCGGUCUCGCGGCCACGGUUGCCGCUACUUUGAUGGUUGAAUGGAAGAAGCAGUACCAGGGCAAAACUUACCGCAUCUAUGAGGGCUUGUGGAUGAGCUGCAGUGGCAAUGAGAGAACAACCUGUGAAUUUCACCAGUACCUCCUGAAGCUGCCACCUGAGGUCCAGGCUACCAGGGCCGUGAUGCUGGUCAGCAUCUUCCUCUCCUCUGUGGCGCUGAUGGUCUCCACCGUGGGAAUGAAGUGCACCCGCUUCAUGGACGGCAAAGCUGAGUUCAAAUCCACAGUAGCUAUGAUUGGAGGAAUCAUGUUCCUGAUUGCAGGUUUAUUGACCAUUACCAUGACUUCCUGGUAUGUCAAAAUGAUUGUCCAGAAAUCCUACGAAUACCAUAGCCUGACCAGCGCUGAGUUUGGUAAUGCCGUCUUUGUCAGCUGGGCUGGCGGCUUCUUCACUAUGGCUGGAGGGGCUUUCCUAAGCUGUCGGAGAUGCUCGGGGUCCCAGACUGGGUCCACCAGCUCCAACCACCUCCUCCCCACCACCUACCCUAAGUCAAACUACGUCUAGUGGAGGAGAGCAGGGGAGAGGCCCUGAUACAGUCAUUUCAGCGGUGAAUUUACAAACUGGAGCAGGUUGUGUUUUUACGAUGUGGAAAAGUCCAAAUGCAGGAUUAUAAAUACUACCUAUCGAACAUGAACACAGUUACCAGGAUCAGGAUUACACUCACGAUCAGGCUGUUUUUUACUGACUUUAAAUCCCAGUUUAUAGCUUGAGCUUUUCUAUUUUUGUUUGUUUGUUAUGGCGUCAGUCAUUGCAAUAGUUUCUGCUGCUAUCAGCUAUUUUUUUUUUUUUUCAUUCAGAGAAAUAAAAGAAAGGAUUACAUUUGUUAAUAAUUUCAAAAAUUCUAACUACAUAUUAUUAUAUAAAUUCUUUCAGGUCUACUGUAAAUGUCCUGAACUUUGUCAGCCUGUUUGUGUAAGUAUAACUAGCAAUGAAGAACACUUGAUUUUAUAGUUUAUUUAGACAUAAAGUUUUGACACUCCGUUGGCAAGAUUUCUGUAAAUGUUAUUGCUUUUCAAAUUCACACAGGUGUUUAUAUAAUGUUGUUUGUGUAUGUUAAUUAUAUGACUAAAGUUUUAUGUUCUUUGUUCUAUUUUCAUCUGUUUUUUAAAUUGUUAUCCGACACAUUAGAUAAAUCAAAUGUUUUGGUUUUCUUUACUCAGGUUUACCUUACU
Molecule: messenger RNA, 1477 nt
Organism: Perca flavescens (yellow perch)
Lineage: Eukaryota; Metazoa; Chordata; Actinopteri; Perciformes; Percidae
Product: claudin-19
Exons: 4
Coding region: 201-809 (202 amino acids)
Cellular component (GO): membrane; bicellular tight junction
Molecular function (GO): structural molecule activity
Source: RefSeq, a predicted model, not a curated record